Molecule: messenger RNA, 348 nt
Organism: Echinococcus granulosus
Lineage: Eukaryota; Metazoa; Platyhelminthes; Cestoda; Cyclophyllidea; Taeniidae
Product: Coiled-coil-helix-coiled-coil-helix domain-containing protein
Exons: 1
Coding region: 1-348 (115 amino acids)
Biological process (GO): mitochondrion organization
Cellular component (GO): nucleus; mitochondrion
Source: RefSeq, a predicted model, not a curated record
AUGCGUCCAGCGGCUUCGGCGGCGCCCCCGUCACCUCAGCCGUCGGGUGCCACACCACAACAGCCUAGCUUAUUCAAGCAAAUGGCCGCAACUGCUGCUGGUGUGGCUGUCGGCUCAGCUGUAGGCCAUUCUAUUGGGAGCGCUCUUACCGGUGGAAGUUCGCAGCCAGAAACUGUUUCCGCCCAGCAGCAACCUGAUGAAGUCUCAACGGCCGUCCCUGCUGCCAAUCCCUGUCAACACUACAUUGAUGACCUAAUACGAUGUUCAUACGUUAACGGUGAUAUUUCACAGUGUCAGUAUGUUGCUAAUGCUCUGAAAGAAUGUAGACGUAUGUACAACCUCCAAUGA